GGUCCCCUCGGCGUUGCUUUCGGUCCUCCUCCUGCUUCUCGUCCGCUGGCAGCAAGGAGGGCGCCCUGGGAGGCGGCAUCCUUUCCGGAGGCGGAGCGGUGAGACGGAGGGAGGCAGGGGCUUGCCUCUCGGCUGCGCGACCCCCGCUCACUCCAGAGAGCCCCCAGCGCUGCAGGGAGAUGGGCUGCGGCAACUCCACCGCCACCAGCGCCGGCAGCAGAGAUACUGCAGGAACAGCAAUAGAUGUAACAGAAGAGUCAGUGUCAGAAGAUGACAAGAGGAGGAACUAUGGAGGUGUUUAUGUGGGUCUCCCAGCUGAUGCGGCUACCAAGAUUUCCACCCAGUCAAAGACGGCGUCUCAAGUUAUCUGCGUAGACCAUUCUUCGCAAUGGAAUUCAGAGCUGCCUUUCGGCUGAAGAUUGCAUAGCCAGAAGCAUGAAGCCACCAAAAAGCUUCUUGGCAGUGAAAGUUACAACGGCCGAUCAAGAAGCUGGAUGCUCAAAAUGGAACCGAAGCGUAGGACUGUGAUUUAUGGAUCUUUUUGAUGUCCUCCGGUCAGCGUUAACUAACAGAUAUAUGAUGGGUAUUUCUGCACAAAAAGCUGACGCUGUUGAUCGCCAGCACUUUGGCCGUACUACAGAGUCUACGGAUGACAAUAGGUCUGUUUUUUCAUUUGGCUACUUUUGAUAGCUUUUAUAUAACAAGACCAUUACUGCUGUUCACGCAAGUGUUCCUAGGCUAAGGUUAGUGCAAAUGAACUAUUGAUUUACUCCAGAGUAAUAUAUUUGAGUAAUAUAUGCAGGCUACUGCUGUGGGAAAUAGGAGUUAGGUACCAAUAGGCAUUGUCAGCUAUUUCUAAUUACAACCUACUUUUAUACUGUUAACCUGCCACUGAUGUUGACAUGUCACUUUUUAGAAGUGUAGGAAUUGUUCGGGAAAAAUUAUUUUGCCAGAAAUCUAUUCAAUGAGUUUCCAGCCUACUUACUACCUACUAACGAACUGUCAUUUAUUUCAGUGAGAUGCUAACUUGCCUGCCUCCCUUUCUUUAUUUUGUUUUAGUGGCUGAAAAUAACCUCUACUUUUACCAAACAAUCAUGUGUUGUGUCUUUCAUUUUGCAUACAGAUAAUAAUGAUAUAUGUAAAUUAAUUUUUUUAAAAAUGAACAGAAGACAAUGGCAGGAAGGAGCUUGCAAGUGCUGCAGCCAGGCAAAUGCUACUCAUUUCUUGCAAUGAAUUUCCAUGUAAGUCCCAUUCAACUAAAUGGCACCUGUUCAGCCACAGUCCUUGAUGGACCGUAUUCAGUGCAAAGCUUUAUAGAGACGAUCAAACCUCGAGUUCUGUACACCUCUUAAAUCUGGACAUGUUCUGAUCAGCAUCAGAGUUGGUAUCUUAAUCUUGUUAAUGGCAACAUUUCAUUAUGUGAAACUUCAUCCCAACAUUUCAUUCCAACCUCUGCCUUUUAUAUACCAUCCCGUUAAAUGUUUUCAGACACAGUUAACUUCAUACUGGUGAUCUUUCAGUGUAGCACCACUCAGUGUUUCUGCAUGGCUGAAUAUGAUGUAUUAAAUUAUUGAAGCAUUUUUGCAUAACUCUUGUGCUGUCCUUUCUGUUUUGAAGAUGGCACCUGCCCCACCAGCUCACUCCCAUCAUUCAUGGUGAUUCUGAAAUGAUCUGAUGGACUGCAGUGCUGUGGACCACUUAGUGAAUCAUGAGCACAUACACAGGGCAGGAGUCUAAAGAGAUUUAGCUGUAGGGCCACUGUAUGACGCUAAUAGGUGUUGCACAUUAUAGGCAACUGCCUUAAACCAAGCCAUCUAUUCCAGUGUUGUCUAUUCUGACUGGCAACAGCUUUCCAGGCUCUCAGGGAAUUAAGUCUUCCAUGUGGCAGUUUAUUGUGGACUCAGUUCUGCUCAUGCAUACAAUUUCCCCCCAUAGCAUCCACACAACAUCCUCAUAAAAAUGCCACCCCAUAUCCCUCCCCACUCAGGAGCGAUUGUGUCAACAGCCUGAGCCAUUUGGAUGUUCCAGAGGUCGACCAGGGCUUUGACAGGAGCGCCAGUCAUAUCAGCACCCUUAGCAAACCACAAUUCCCAGGGUUAUUUUGAGGAAGCCAUGACUGUUUAAAGUGGCAUGGCACUGUUUUAAAUGUAUUAUACAGAUGGGGCCUUAUUAAUUGUAAGUGCAGUCUGGUCAUAAAUUGCCAGGAUGAAAUAACUUUUGCUGUUUUGUGAAAAAGGCUGCUGUGGAAUGUCAGGCGAAAGGAAGCCUUUAACCAGGGGCUUCUCUCUUAAAGGGAGAUUCUCUCACACCAGGGAGCAGAACAUGCCAGUCAUAAAUCCUGCAUUUCCAGUGUUGUGGAGAAUUUGUCUUCUGCACUUUCCCAUACAUUUUUACUAUCUAGAUAACACUUGCUUUUAGGGAGACACCAAAGAAGAUCUCAGUGUACAAAGAAUAUAUGAUUUACAGAAAUACAGAAGCAAUGUCAUAUUUUAAGUAGUAAAGUGCUUUACAAGGGAGGCCAAACUCUCUAAGGCAGACAGUCCUUUGUUUCCCAGUCAUACUUUCUGUGGUGCAAAGAGGAAGUUUAAUCCUAGUUAUAGGUUCUGGAACAAGGAUUAUGUUAGAAAUGCCAGAAUAUGCAAUGUUCUUUGAAGGCUUAUGGUCUAAAGUGCCACCUCUAAUGCAACUCUCUGUCUCUUGUUAACCACUGUUCACUUUCAAUGUUGUCUUUGAAUUUCUGUCAAAUAAGGAAUCCUUUUUUUCCUGCUC
Messenger RNA from Podarcis muralis (Common wall lizard), 2769 nucleotides. RefSeq names its product chromosome 10 C12orf75 homolog (gene C10H12orf75). The record is from RefSeq and is a predicted model, not a curated record. NCBI's taxonomy places the organism in Eukaryota, Metazoa, Chordata, Lepidosauria, Squamata, Lacertidae.